AUGGUUGGAUUGUCCGAUCUAUUUAUGAGAUUAAGAGAUUGGCUUAUUUCCCCACACUCUGAAUUGAUAGUUAUGUCGCUCGAUGGGAUGGCUGGCAUUGGUAAGACUACUAUUGCCAAGAAACUAUUUCAAGAUCCGUUCAUUGCGAGUCAUUAUAGCAGGCUUGUGUUCGUGACAAUAGGCCCUAAAUAUCGAUUAGCGGACAUCUUGGUGGAUAUUCUCACACAAUUGAAUAAUGCUGACAUUGAUGAAAUAAUAUGGCUUACGAAAGGAGAAGAAUUAUUACAUGAGCUGAAAUGGAAGGUGUGCGAAAGUUUAAGUGAAUUGAGAUACUUGAUCGUGUUGGAUGAUGUAUGGUACACGGAUCUCUGUUAUGAGUUCGCCAACGUAUUUCCAGACGACAAAAAUGGAAGUGUAGCAUUACUGACUACUAGGCUAACAGAAGUAAGUAAAUGUGUCCACCCUUUGAAUUCUCACAGACUACCCUUCCUUGAUAAGAAAGAAAGUUGGGAACUUCUUCGUCACAAGGUGUUUGAUGCAAUGCCUUGCCCUCGUGAACUCGAGAAAUCUGGAAAGAAGAUUGCGGAGAAUUGUGAAGGUCUUCCACUUACAAUAGUUACAGUUGCCCACAUCCUUUCCAAAACUGACAAGACUUCGGUGUACUGGAACCAGGUAGCUAAUGAUAAACAAAAUUCGGUUUACAAGGAUGCAUAUGAUCAAAUGUCCAAUGUACUAUAUCCAAGCUAUGACUAUUUACCUCAACAUUUGAAAGCAUGCUUUCUCUACUUAGGAGCUUUCCCACAAGAUUAUAUGGUGUGGAGGCGCCAACUGAUCGACUUGUGGAGUGCUGAAGGAUUUCUUAACCGAAAAUCAACCAUGACUUCAACUGAUUAUACGUUUGCUUAUGUAGGAGCGCUUCUUUCAAAUAAUGUUAUCAUCUACAAUGAAGAAAAGUUGCUCAGGGUAUUGGAAGCUCUUUCUAUUAAAUCCUAUGAGUUCCCAAUGGAAGUGUUGAAACUAUUGCAGCUAAGAUACCUCGCCCUCACUUACGAUGGAAACCUCCCUACUUUCAUUUCCAAACUAUUCAACCUUCAGUACUUGAUUGUUCAUCAUCAGUACCGGAUCGUAAAAUCUGUUAGGAAUCCAUAUUAUCUGCCUAUUGAGAUAUGGAAUAUGAAAGAAUUGAAGUCUCUCGAGAUCCGGGGAAGAGACCUACCACAUCCUUGUGAAGGAUCCCUCCUAUCAAACCUCACAACUCUAACUGGUGUCGGUCCUCAAAGUUGUACCAACGAUGUGCUUGAAAAAAUCCCUAAUCUGAAGGAGUUAACAAUCCAAAUCGAACUAGUUCCUGAUGCUUCUGAGCCCUUCAGUUGCUUUGAUCACAUUUACAAUAUGCAUCAACUACAAGAAUUAGAAUGUGAAAUUACAAAUCCUAUUUUCAAGGCUGAGGUUGUUACCCGAUUUGGUCCUCUUUCAGACUUGCCAUCAAGUCUUACAAAGUUAACCUUGAGCGUCUUAGGAUAUCCGUGGGAAGAAAUGAGAAAGAUUUCUUCAUUGCCAAAUCUUACAGACCUG
Erythranthe guttata (spotted monkey flower) is the source of this 1575-nucleotide messenger RNA. The record is from RefSeq and is a predicted model, not a curated record. Lineage: Eukaryota; Viridiplantae; Streptophyta; Magnoliopsida; Lamiales; Phrymaceae.